GAACUCUGAACCUAUUUCAGGUGCUGCAUUUGACCCCCUCGGCCAGUCAAGGGGCCCUGCUCCCCCUCUAGAAACCAAAAAUGAAGACAGUCCUGAAGAAAAGAUUAGACAAUUAGAGAAAAAAGUUAAUGAAUUGGUCGAAGAAAGCUGUAUUGCCAACAGCUCUGGAGACCUAAAAUUGGCCUUAGAAAAGGCAAAAGAUGCAGGAAGAAAAGAGAGGGUCCUGGUGAGGCAACGUGAACAAGUCACAGCUCCAGAAAAUAUCAACUUGGAUUUGACUUACUCGGUUCUUUUCAACUUGGCCAGUCAAUAUUCAGCCAAUGAAAUGCAUGCUGAAGCUCUCAACACCUAUCAAGUCAUAGUGAAAAAUAAGAUGUUUAGCAAUGCAGGAAGAUUGAAAGUGAAUAUGGGAAAUAUUUAUUUAAAGCAAAGGAAUUAUUCCAAAGCCAUUAAAUUCUACCGAAUGGCCCUAGAUCAAAUCCCAAGUGUUCAUAAAGAAAUGAGGAUUAAAAUCAUGCAGAACAUUGGCAUUACUUUCAUUAAAACUGGCCAGUACUCAGAUGCCAUCAAUUCAUUCGAGCAUAUAAUGAGCACAGCUCCCAAUCUGAAGUCAGGCUUCAACCUCAUCCUCAGUUACUUUGCCAUUGGAGAUCGAGAGAAAAUGAAGAAGGCUUUCCAAAAAUUGAUUGCUGUCCCGCUAGAAAUUGAUGAAGAUGAUAAGUACAUUGCACCAAAUGAUGAUCCACACACUAACCUAGUAAUUGAAGCUAUAAAAAAUGAUCAUCUAAGACAAAUGGAACGUGAAAGGAAAGCCAUGGCAGAAAAAUACAUCAUGACAGCAGCAAAACUCAUUGCUCCUGUGAUUGAAACAUCUUUUGCCGUAGGCUAUGAUUGGUGUGUUGAAGUUGUGAAAGCUUCUCAGUAUGUGGAGCUGGCCAAUGAUCUGGAAAUAAACAAAGCAAUCACAUACUUGAGGCAAAAGGACUUCAACCAAGCUGUCGAGACCUUGAAAAUGUUUGAGAAAAAGGACAGCAGAGUGAAAAGUGCAGCUGCCACCAACCUCUCUUUCUUGUACUACCUGGAGAAUGAGUUUGCACAGGCCAGCAGCUAUGCAGACCUGGCUGUGAACUCAGACAGAUACAACCCAUCAGCCCUCACUAAUAAAGGGAACACAGUUUUUGCAAAUGGCGAUUACGAGAAGGCAGCUGAAUUCUAUAAGGAGGCACUGAGAAAUGAUUCUUCCUGCACUGAAGCACUUUAUAAUAUUGGCCUUACCUAUAAGAAGUUAAACCGGCUUCUUGAAGCAUUGGACUGUUUCCUGAAGCUCCAUGCAAUCCUGCGAAACAGUGCUCAAGUGCUUUACCAGAUAGCAAGUGUCUAUGAACUAAUGGACGAUCCAAACCAAGCGAUUGAAUGGUUAAUGCAGCUGAUAAGCGUCGUCCCAACUGACUCUCGAGCUCUAUCCAAACUGGGAGAACUAUAUGACAGUGAAGGAGAUAAAUCCCAGGCCUUUCAAUAUUAUUAUGAGUCAUACAGGUAUUUCCCUUCAAACAUCGAAGUCAUCGAGUGGCUUGGAGCCUAUUACAUUGAUACGCAGUUCUGUGAGAAAGCCAUUCAGUACUUUGAGAGAGCUGCUCUUAUACAGCCAACACAAGUGAAGUGGCAACUGAUGGUGGCUAGUUGUUUUAGAAGAAGUGGUAACUACCAAAAAGCAUUAGAUACUUACAAAGAUAUUCACAGAAAGUUUCCGGAAAAUGUUGAAUGUCUACGCUUCUUGGUUCGCCUCUGCACCGACAUCGGAUUAAAAGAAGUCCAAGAAUAUGCCACCAAACUCAAGAGACUGGAAAAAAUUAAAGAAAUGAGAGAACAGCGCAUCAAAUCAGGCCGGGAUGGCAGUGGGGGCUCCCGCACCAGUUCCAGGCGAGAAGGCAGCGCCAGCAGUGAUAGUGGCCAGAACUGUAAUGCGAGUAGUAAAGGUGAACGCCUCAGUGCCAAGCUCAGAGCUUUACCCGGGACAAAUGAACCUUAUGAAAGUAGCAGUAACAGAGAACUAGAUGCCUCCUAUGUGGAUCCUCUCGGCCCUCAGACAGAAAGACCGAAAACAACAGCCAAGAAAAGGGUUGAAGAAGAUGAUUUUGCUGAUGAGGAGUUAGGGGAAGAUCUGCUUCCAGAUUAACACACGUGCUGAUCUGUCCAAGGCAAGAACAAGCUCUUCUACCAUAUUACCAUAGGCAACCGUGGGCUAAAUAUCCAGGUUUUAAAUGUGUACGCUGUCAAAAUAUUCAGGAAGCUUAUUCUAUUUGUGAGUAUGGGGUUUAAGUUUUUUUUUUUAUGGAAUAAAAAAAUUGUGGAACUGGUA
This is a messenger RNA of Erinaceus europaeus (western European hedgehog), 2359 nucleotides long. It is a transcript of the gene IFT88, whose product is annotated as intraflagellar transport 88. The record is from RefSeq and is a predicted model, not a curated record. Bases 326 to 2176 code for a protein of 616 amino acids. The transcript is spliced from 20 exons. Gene Ontology annotation, cellular component: centriole; ciliary basal body; ciliary base. Gene Ontology annotation, molecular function: kinesin binding. Gene Ontology annotation, biological process: non-motile cilium assembly; kidney development; inner ear receptor cell stereocilium organization. NCBI's taxonomy places the organism in Eukaryota, Metazoa, Chordata, Mammalia, Eulipotyphla, Erinaceidae.